AUGGCGGAUGGUUUCAUCGUUCCAUCAACGGCUGCGCCGGAGACUGAUGCUCAGCAUCGGUUACGAGGGCCGAUCCACGCACAACGCCAUGUGCGUGUCGUGUGUAUCGGCGCAGGUGCUUCGGGUUUAUUAAUGGCAUACAAGCUGCAAAAGCAUUUCUCAAAUUACAGCCUUCGAGUAUAUGAGAAGAACGCCGAGGUUUCGGGAACGUGGUAUGAGAACAGAUAUCCGGGAUGCGCAUGCGACGUUCCCUCACACAACUACACAUGGUCAUUUGAGCCAAAAUUGGAUUGGUCCGCUGUAUACGCCGGUUCGAAAGAGAUUUUCGCGUACUUCAACGAUUUCGCACGCAAGUACGGUCUACGCAAAUAUAUCAAGACGCAGCACCAAGUGGUCGGUGCAACAUGGAACAAGCAGAAAGGAGGAUAUGACGUGCAGGUCAAAGACUUAGAAAGCAAUCAGAUUGUCAACGACCAUUGUGACAUCUUAGUAAACGCGUCGGGCAUCCUGAACAACUGGCAAUGGCCCGCCAUACCAGGUCUGGACAAAUACAAGGGCACGCUACUGCACACCGCAAACUGGGAUGACAACGUUGACCUAAAAGGUCGCCAUGUUGGCUUGAUUGGAAACGGCUCAUCCGGUAUCCAAGUUCUCCCUACCAUCCAACCGCACGUCAAAAAAGUCACAACCUUUAUCCGUGAACCAACAUGGGUCUCACCCGUCCAAGGUCUCGAACAACACGUCUUCUCCGACAAAGAGAAGCUCGAAUUCGCCACCAAACCCGGCGCACUAGUUGAAUACCGCAAGAACAUUGAGCGCGGCCUAAACGGCCAGUUCGGCAUCUUUCUAAAAAACACACACGUCAACUCUGAAACAGAAGCCUACUUCCGCCAGCAAAUGACCGAAAAGCUAAAUAACGAGUACCUACAAGAGCGCCUGAUCCCGAACUGGCACGUCGGAUGCCGGCGAUUGACACCUGGCGUCGGCUACCUCGAGGCCCUAAGGAAACCCAACGUACAGACAGUCUACGGCGAGAUCAACUCCAUCAGCGAACGUGGCUGCGUAUGCUCCGACGGCAACGAAUACCCCAUCGACGUACUCAUCUGUGCCACCGGCUUCAAUACCUCCUUCAAGCCCCGCUUCCCCGUUAUAAACUCCUCCGGUGCCAACCUCCAAGAUGCAUGGGCCAAAGAACCACGCUCCUACUUCGGUCUCGCAGCCGCCGAUUUCCCAAACUACCUCAUCUUCCUCGGUCCCAAUUGCCCUAUUGGCAACGGCCCUGUUCUCAGCGCUAUCGAAGCGCAAGCGGAUUACAUGUGCAAGCUCAUUGACCGCUUCCAAACACACAAUAUCUCUACUUUUGCACCCAAAGCUGAAGCCAUUGAUGACUUUGUCGCUUUCAAAGACGAAUACAUGAAGCGCACCGUCUGGCACGACGCCUGCCGCUCAUGGUAUAAAUCGCUCGGUCCAGACGGCCCCGUAACUGCGCUCUGGCCUGGCUCCACUCUACAUUACAUUGAGGCGCUCAUGGAACUUAGACUAGAGGAUUGGGAUGUUAAGUAUACUGGAAACAGGUUCUCGUGGAUGGGUAAUGGAUACAGUCAGACAGAGAUUGAUCCUACGGCCGAUUGGGCGUUUUAUGUUAGGGAUAGGGACGAUGAUGAGCCGAUUUCGCGGUUGGGGAAGUUGCAACUGAUUAACAAGAGUGGGACCCUUGAACCAACUGUGGGUGUGAAUUUUGCGGGUGGGAGGGCAGAGGGCUAUUCGGAGGCGAAGUUGUAG
Alternaria atra is the source of this 1782-nucleotide messenger RNA. RefSeq lists its product as uncharacterized. The record is from RefSeq and is a predicted model, not a curated record. Gene Ontology annotation, molecular function: flavin adenine dinucleotide binding; N,N-dimethylaniline monooxygenase activity; NADP binding. The transcript is spliced from 3 exons. The coding region runs from base 1 to 1782 and encodes 593 amino acids. NCBI's taxonomy places the organism in Eukaryota, Fungi, Ascomycota, Dothideomycetes, Pleosporales, Pleosporaceae.